CUUGACCAGGCCGCCGCUGGCUGGGAGCAGGAUGCUGUCAGGCCGAGCGGACGCACCGACGUAGCGGAUGGCAACCUUUGUUUCCCCCGCAGCAUCACGCUCCAGUUGCUGAGUGACACCUGCUGGACAAGAAGGAGGCAUCAAGGUGUGAAGAAGAACCUACGCCAUCCAAACAUUACCACGCUGGUCGUGGUGAUGGUGAGGGUCUUCCCCUGUUUCUAGGCGUCCUCCUUGCCAACCCGUGUCUUCAUGUUUUGGGGGUCCCUCGGUGGCCCCGCCCUCUGCCAACCCCCCUGCUCCCGCUGCUGCCGCCGCCACCACGGCCGGCCACCCCAGCCACUACAUUGCCAUGCCAACGGAGACCCUCGCUGCGGCUCUGGCAGAUAGCAAGGCCGCUGGCGGCGCCGCGCCCUUCAGUUCCGCCGUGCCCCUCCGGAUCCUGAACAAGGGCCCGGACUACUUCAGGAGACAGGUGGAACCCAACCCCAAACGCCUCAGUGCUGUGGAAAGACUGGAAGCCGACAAGGCCAAGUAUGUCAAGAGCCAGGAAGUUAUCAACGCCAAACAGGAACCGAUCAAACCCCAAAUUCCGGCCAAGUCUCCCCUUGAGCUCACCCUUCUGUCAAAAAGGGGCACCGGAAUGUGCGGCGGAGGACACAAAGGCGAAGUCCCUUUCAAACCCUCGAACAACAACGCCAAGUCGGACACGUGUGCCACGACCAGCAGCGGCAAGCGGGAGAAUUUGAACCUGGAGAUCUUAAAAAAUCUCCUCAAUUCAUCGUCGACUUCGGUAGCAGGUCCCGAAGGACUCCGUAGUGGAGCUAAGAGUGCCGUGUUGAUGAGGUCGUCUGGGGGAAUGACGAGGAGUUGGACGCCCUCACCGAUGCCCUUAACUUACCGAUCCACCAUGGCUCUCAACGAGCAAGCGCAAGACUCUGCUCCCAGUCCGAGCACCUCGCACUCUCUGCGCUCUUUUUCCCAUUCCUUGAAGGUAGCACCCAUGAACGGCGGCGGGCGGCGCAGUCCGCAGCUGGUGGGAAACCUCAAUCUCAGCAGGAGAGUCCUGGACGAGCGAGGGGGCGAAAGACGGGUGGCUACGGAUCGAUCACAGUCUCCGCUUCCGCCGCUGCUGACCUCCCACUCCUCCUCGGACCUCCUGCGAUUGUGCAAUGGCAAGCCUCUCCGCACCGCUCGAUCUAGCAGCUCCUCAGCGCCACCGCUGCCUCCGAAACCCAACCCAGCCUCCCUUCCGCCUCCGACCCUCUCGCUGUCGCUGCCUCCUCGUCGUGCAAAUGUGUCCCCGCUGCUGUGCGAUAACGAGGCCCCUCAGUCACUGAAUCCUGAAGACACCUCCAAUCCUUCGACAGAUCCCAAUCUGGAGUUAGAGCUGGGUUCCUCGGUAGCGCGUCGCUCCUCUCUACACAGGUCAAAAUCAGACCUGUCGGACCGCUACGCCCGUGCCGGAGCUGAUGUGGAACGUUUUUUUAACUACUGCGGCCUCGAUCCCGAGGAGCUGGAGGCGGUCGGUCCAGAGAACUUUGGUCGGGCCAAUUCGGACAUCGUGACCUUCAACUUGCGGUCGGCGUCCAUGAUCUCCGACUGCGACCAGUCCCGGCAGUCCUCCAACGCCGGCCUGUCGGACGGGGACGAGGCUGAAGACGAGGACGAGGAGGCCGGGGAGCGAGUCCCUUACGGCAUCUCUGCCGUGGAGCGGAACGCCAGAGUCAUUAAGUGGCUGUACAGUAUCAAACAAGCGAGGGAGGCACAAAAGGUUUCACAUGUUUAGCGAAUCAAAGUGCUUCUCGUGACAGAUCGGACGUUUCGAACUCUGGACUUGAGAGGCUUGCUAGAAAAAAUAAAUCACAUCUUAGCGUACAUGUUGGUAUUGAAGUAAAGACUUCAAUGUAAAAACGUGGAUAGGAGGAAAAGUUUUAUUGGUAGCUAACGCUAACUUAAUCAUUUUUGUUUGAGGAAAUUAUUCAUGAGGUUGUUUUGCCCGUUUAACUUGACUAAAAUAGACCAGCUCAGUGGCCUAGUGGUUAGAGUGUCCGCCCUGAGACUGGGAGGUUUUGAGUUCUAACUCCCGGCCGAGUCAUACCAAAGACUACAAAAAAUGGGACCCAUUUCCUCCCUGCUUGGCACUCAGCAUCAAGGGUUGGAAUUGGGGGUCGAAUCAGCGCGGCGCAUGCUGCUGCUCACUGCUCCCCUCACCUCCCAGGGGGUGAGCAUGGGGAUGGGUCAAAUGCAGAAGACAAAUUUCACCACACCUUGUGUGCGUGUGACUAUCAUUGAGACUUUAACUUUAACUUAAAAUUGAUUUGGUUGAGCUUUUAGCUGAAGGUUGACCACGACCACACUUUUGUAACCUGCUUUGCAAAAGUUGUACCCUUUACAGUAUAUACCAAAUGAUAUAUUGCGAGAACUCUUGAAUCGAGAAUCAAUUCUGCAUGGAGAUGACACCCCAAGGACCGGAAUCGAUUUGAAUUGUGAGUUGUAAGGUUCACAUCCCUACAGAACACCCGCGUUAGGUGGUACCAUAGCAUGCCCUUAACCUACUGGGGCCGGUCUCUGCGUGUGUCCUUCCCCUUGAUCAAUGUGUCCGUCUCAUUUUUUCCGAAAGACGAAGCUAAAAGGGGAGUCCACCAUGAACGCGGUUUGCUCCAUACCUCGGCUCUAAGGCCGCCCUUCGGUUUAUGUUCAUCUUGUACCAAUUAGCGCAGGGACGUCUGCUACAACCUCAACCAAACCAAUUUCAGAACAAGAGCAAGCAGAAAUGCAGCAUAAGUCUUGAAUAAUUUCAUAAAACUAAACAGUACCUAACACUCACUUGGAACAAACAUUUACUUUCCUAGCAACUAAACGACUUAAAUAUUUAACUCCGUCUAUUUCGAGCAAGCUUCUUCGAGCUCCAGGUUUGAGAGUUCCAAACCCUUUCGUCGUCGUCGUCAUCGGUCUCAUUUUUCCUGACCUUUAUGUGAAGAACCACGCUAUGAAGCUACAAAAGAAACGUUCGAAGGUGUUAGUGUUCAUGCGCUAAAGGUUUUGUAUCGCUCAUGACAGCUUGUCGGCGUACCAAUGACAUGGCAACCGACCUCAAACGAGACCUUAAGGGUACGCAGGUGCCACCUGGACCCAUGUUUUACUUCCUUGAUAGCGCAGGUUGGUGUUCGUCUGAACGGGUCGCAAUCACAACUACUUUAGAGCCUGUUACUUAUUUGACUCGGCCCUCUUGGAACGUGGGCCACCAACAAGAUUCCUCCAACCAGGUGGCACCUCUGCCGGUCUCUGCACCUUCCUCCGAGCAUCAGCCUCUCAGUAUCGUCGCCAGGUAUUUUUAAAACAGCCCAUUUCCUUCAGGGUUCUGCUGUAAUGUAUCUGGUUCGGGUCUCGUUGGUGUUUCCUAUUCUAUGGGCUGUUAACUUGUCCGUGCCCAGAACUCUUGGUUGCUGAUAGUCUGUAUUCCGAGUAUUCUUCGGAAGUAAAAGUUGAUAAAUGUCUGGAUUCUUGUGGUGAUGGUUAGGGUGGCUGGAAGAUCCUUCAGUUGAUUUGAUCGAUUAUGGACCGAUAUCUUACAUUUUAAAUACCACCCCCGGUAGUCAGCAGUAUUACACCAUGCUAACGUUAUCUCCCAACAACAACAAAAACUUAAGGGACUCAUCGGCCCACCUGGACUUCCCUCUCCCCAGCCACUUCGUCCAGCUCCUCCCGGGGGAUCUCGAGGCGUUCCAAGACCAGCCGGGAGACAUAGUCUUCCCAACGUGUCCUGGGUCUUCCCCGUGGCCUCUUACCGGUCGGACGAGCCCGAAACACCUCCGUAGGGAGGCGUUCGGGUGGGAUCCUGACCAGAUGCCCAAACCACCUCAUCUGGCUCCUCUCCAUGUGGAGGAGCAGCAGCUUUACUUUGAGUUCCUCCCGGAUGACAGAGUUUCUCACCCUAUCUCUAAGGGAGAGACCCGCCACCCGGCGGAGGAAACUCAUUUGGGCCGCUUGUACCCAUGAUCUUGUCCUUUCGGUCAUAACCCAAAGCUCAUGACCAUAGGUGAGGAUGGGAACGUAGAUCGACCGGUAAAUUGAGAGCUUUGCCUUCCGGCUCAGCUCCUUCUUCACCACAACGGAUCGAUACAGCGUCCGCAUUACUGAAGACGCCGCACCGAUCCGCCUGUCGAUCUCACCAUCCACUCGUGAACAAGACUCCGAGGUACUUGAACUCCUCCCCUUGGGGAAAGGUCUCCUCCGCAACCCGGAGAUGGCACUCCACCCUUUCCCGGGCGAGAACCAUGGACCACGGAGUUGGAGGUGCUGAUUCUCAUCCCAGUCGCUUCACACUCGGCUGCGAACCGAUCCAGUGAGUAAACAUCUGACCCAAACGUAUUUCAUUGGAAGGCGCACGCGUCGAGCUUUCACAAUAAAAUCCAUGUGCGGUGCAUCUUGUCUGACUGCCUUAAAGAUGAGUCCCAGAAGAAUAGUUCCAUAUUUAGUUAGCAUAUGUCAAGUACCAAGGUAUACGGUUGCAAAAUCUAGCACCAAAAACAGUUAGCAUGCUAAUGUUAGCAUGCUAACAGUUAGCAUAUGUCAAGUACCAAGUCACAUGACUCUAAGGUAUACGGUUGCAAAAUUAGCACCAAAAAAAGUUAGCAUGCUAACAGUUAGCAUAUGUCAAUUACCAAGUUAUAUGACUCUAAGUUAUACGGUUGCAAAAUUAGCACAAAAACAAAGUUAACAUGCUAAUGUUAGCAUGGUCAAAAAAAUGUGUAGCUAAUGUUAGCAUGCUAACAGUUAGCAUAUGUCAAGUACCAAGUCACAUGACUAAGGUAUACGGUUGCAAACUGAGCACCAAAAAAAGUUAGCAUGCUAACAGUUAGCAUAUGUCAAUUACCAAGUUAUAUGACUAAGUUAUACGGUUGCAAAAUUAGCACAAAAACAAAGUUAACAUGCUAAUGUUAGCAUGCUACAAAAAAUGUGUUGCUAAUAGUAGCAUGCUCACAGUUAGCAUAAGUCAAGUGCCAAGUUAUAUGAUUCUAAGGUACACGGUUGCAAAAUUAGCACAAAAAUAGCGCAUCACAUCCUGUCUGACUGUUUUUACAAAACGAGUCCCAGAAGAAAAGCUCCCAUAUUUAGUUAGCAUAAUGUUAAGCAAGUCAAUUGCUGGCAUGCUAACUUUUUUGAACAAAUUUUGCAGUUAUACACCUCAGUCACAUUUUGUUACACAUGCUAACUUUUAAAAACUAAUUUUGCAGUUUUACACCUCAGAGUCAUAUAUUUUGCUACACAUGCUAACUUUUUAAAAACUUUUUUUUCAGCUAUAAACCUUAGUCGCAUUUUGUUACCCAUGCUAACUUUUUUUUAACUAAUUUUUCAGUUUUACACCUCAAGUCAUAUUUUCUUACACAUGCUAACUUUUUUAAACUAAUUUUGCAGUUUUACACCUCAGAGUCAUAUAUUUUGCAGCACAUGCUAACUUUUUAAAAACGAUUUUUUUUUUCCAGUUUUACACCUCAGUCACAUUUUGUUACACAUGCUAACUUUUGUAAACUAUUUUUCCAGUUACACACCUCAGAGUCACAUUUUGUUACAUAUGCUAACUUUUAAAAACUAAUUUUGCAGUUUUACACCCCAGAGUCAUAUAUUUUGCUACACAUGCUAACUUUUUAAAAACGUUUUUUUUUUUCAGUUAUACACCUCAGAGUCACAUUUUGUUACACAUGCUAACUUUUGUCAGCUAUUUUGGAAUUACACACCUCAGAGUCACAUUUUGUUACACGUGCUAACUUUUUUUGAACUAAUUUUUCAGUUUUACACCUCAGUCAUAUUUUGUUACACAUGCUAACUUUUUUAAACUAAUUUUGCAGUUUUACACCUCAGAGUCAUAUAUUUUGCUACACAUGCUAACUUUUUAAAAACUUUUUUUUUUCCAGUUAUACAUCUCAGUCACAUUUUGUUACACAUGCUAACUUUUGUCAACUAUUUUUGCAGUUAUACACCUCAGAGUCACAUUUUGUUACACAUGCUAACUUUUAAAAAAUAAUUUUGCAGUUUUACACCCCAGAGUCAUAUAUUUUGUUACACAUGCUAACUUUUUUUAAACUAAUUUUUCAGUUAUACACCUUAGUCACAUUUUGUUACACAUGCUAACUUUUGUCAGCUAUUUUUGCAGUUACACACCUCAGAGUCACAUUUUGUUACACAUGCUAACUUUUUUUGAACUAAUUUUUCAGUUUUACACCUCAGUCAUAUUUUGUUACACAUGCUAACUUUUUUGAACUAAUUUUGCAGUUUUACACCUCAGUCAUAUUUUGCUACACAUGCUAACUUUUUAAAAACUUUUUUUUUUUCCAGUUAUACAUCUCAGUCACAUUUUGUUACACAUGCUAACUUUUGUCAACUAUUUUUGCAGUUAUACACCUCAGAGUCACAUUUUGUUACACAUGCUAACUUUUAAAAACUAAUUUUGCAGUUUUACACCCCAGAGUCAUAUAUUUUGUUACACAUGCUAACUUUUUUUAAACUAUUUUUUCAGUUAUACACCUUAGUCACAUUUUGUUACACAUGCUAACUUUUGUCAGCUAUUUUUGCAGUUACACACCUCAGAGUCACAUUUUGUUACACAUGCUAACUUUUUUUGAACUAAUUUUUCAGUUUUACACCUCAGUCAUAUUUUGUUACACAUGCUAACUUUUUUAAACUAAUUUUGCAGU
Messenger RNA from Entelurus aequoreus (snake pipefish), 6695 nucleotides. RefSeq names its product protein FAM110B-like. Bases 350 to 1786 code for a protein of 478 amino acids. The transcript has 5 exons. NCBI's taxonomy places the organism in Eukaryota, Metazoa, Chordata, Actinopteri, Syngnathiformes, Syngnathidae. The record is from RefSeq and is a predicted model, not a curated record.